This is a messenger RNA of Gordionus sp. m RMFG-2023, 11469 nucleotides long. RefSeq names its product laminin subunit alpha-like. Gene Ontology annotation, biological process: tissue development; animal organ morphogenesis. NCBI's taxonomy places the organism in Eukaryota, Metazoa, Nematomorpha, Gordioida, Chordodea, Parachordodidae. The transcript has 50 exons. The record is from RefSeq and is a predicted model, not a curated record. Bases 1 to 11469 code for a protein of 3822 amino acids.
AUGUUGACCAAAGAAGCCUUCGACAAUCAUGGAGGAGAGAGAGGAGACGUUCAGAUGAUCCUUAAUCCUAAGCUAGAUGAUACCAUUCUAAAAGUGGCUUCAUCAUCGGAUUUUCCAAAUGAAUUAACAACAGAACUCGAUAUAGAGAGAGAUAAAUACCCAUUAACUUCAAUACAAAAUGUUUCGCGGUCUAUCCCCUCGGUUUCGAGCGUUCCGAUACCAACCUUAACGGCCAGAGGUCUCGAUUUAAGACCCCCUUAUUUCAAUCUAGCCGAGGGCCGAAAAGUGGAGGCUAGCGCAACUUGUGGAGUUGGCGUUCAAUCUCCCGAGCUCUAUUGCAAAUUAAUAGGGGCUACAUCUAGUGAGCUCUGGACUAGACCCCACCUAAAUAUCAUACAAGGACAGAUAUGCGAUUAUUGUCAACCGGAUGACCAUCCAGCUGAAUACGCCGUUGAUGGAACGGAACGAUGGUGGCAGAGCCCUCCUCUUUCUAGAGGUCACGAGUACAACGAGGUUAAUUUCACCAUCGAUCUUGGACAGUCAUUUCACGUGGCUUACGUAUUCAUGAAAAUGGCGAAUUCCCCGCGACCCGCUGUUUGGAUCCUGGACAGAUCUAAAGAUCAAGGUAAAACAUGGCUACCAUGGCAAUAUUUUGCCGACACCGACAGUAAUUGCAAAAUAUAUUUCGGCGAAAACGUUAAAAAAACCAUCGAAUAUGAUGACGACGUUAUAUGCACGACCGAAUUUUCCAACGUCGUUCCUCUGGAAGGCGGUGAAAUUGCGAUAUCUUUAAUCAAUCACCGACCAAAUGCUCAAAACUUUUCUUACGCCACAAGACUCCAAGAAUUCACUCGUGCUACUAACAUAAGGUUGAGAUUGUUACGAACCAAAACUUUGUUAGGCCAUUUAAUGGCAUUAACUAGGCAGGAUUCUUCCGUUACUAGAAGGUACUUUUAUAGCAUAAAGGAUAUAUCCAUUGGAGGAAGAUGCGUUUGCAAUGGCCACGCAGACACUUGUGACAAAACCGAUCUUACGAAUCCCUAUAAAUUAGCAUGCAGAUGUCAACACGAUACAUGUGGACCGCAAUGCGAAUUUUGUUGUUCCGGUUUCAGGCAAAAACCGUGGAAACCCUCAACAUUUGAUAGCGUAAACUCGUGCGAGGCAUGUAAUUGUUUGGGACAUUCGAACGAUUGCGAUUAUGACGCGGAAGUAGACAGGAAAAGUUUGAGUUUGGAUAUAUUCGGUAAUUACAAUGGUGGAGGGGUCUGCAAAGAUUGCCAACACAAUACGCAGGGUAUAAAUUGUAAUCAGUGCGUGGCUAGAUACUACAGACCUCACGGAAAUCUACUCAAUUCAACGAAUGUAUGCGUCCCCUGCGUCUGCGAUUCGUACUAUUCUACCGGGUUAUGUUCCGAAGGUGACGGGACCUGUGAAUGCAAAGCCAAUUUUACAGGCCCUUAUUGUCAAAUGUGCAAUAAAGGAUAUUACGAUUUUCCAUCGUGCAAGCCUUGCGAAUGUUUUGGUAACGGAACAACCGGAGAAAUUUGUCAAUACCAAGACGGAUAUUGUCCGUGCAAAUACAAUUAUCAAGGAAAAUCAUGCCACCAAUGCACUCCGGGCUACUUCAACUUUCCGAAUUGCGAAAGGUGCGUGUGUGACAGAACUGGUUCAUUGGAUUACUUUUGCGAUCAAGGGUCGGGUCAGUGUAAAUGUCGAAACAAUUACGGGGGUUUGCAUUGCGACGCGUGCGCCGAUGGAUACUUCAAUUACCCCACUUGCGAGUUCUGUUCUUGUGAUACCAGCGGGACUGUUCCCGAAGUUUGCGAUAAAAGCAACAGUCAAUGUUUGUGCAAAAAGGGGUACACUGGCAGUAGGUGCGAAAAGUGCGAAACUGGGUUUUACGGGUAUCCCGAUUGUAAAAAGUGCAAAUGUAGCGAUAUCGGAUCUAUUGGAAACGAAUGUGAAAUCAGCGGACAAUGUUAUUGCAAAACCAACUUUUCCGGAAUUAAAUGUGAUCAAUGUGCCGCCGGAUAUCAUGAAUAUCCUGUCUGCAAAAGUUGUGAUUGCAAUGUGUACGGAUCUCAAGGUCGUAAUUGUGAUGAAACAGGAACUUGCUGGUGCAACCAUAAUUUUGAUGGCUCCAAGUGUAAAACUUGCAAGGAAGGAUUUUACAAUUUCCCUAUUUGUGAAGAGUGCAAUUGCGACCCAGCAGGUAUAAUUUACAAUUUUUUGGGGUGCGGAGCCAUGAAGGAUGGGGUUUUAUGCCAAUGCAAGCAACGAGUGAUGGGGCACAUAUGCGAUAAAUGCAAGCCUUUAUAUUGGAAUCUAAAGCUAUCCAAUCCACUCGGCUGUGAAGAUUGCGGUUGUGACCUUCGGGGAGUUAUAUCAGGUUACCGGGAUUGUGAUCCUCACAAUGGGCAGUGCGUGUGCAAGGCCAACGUUGAUUCGCGUACAUGUGGUGAAUGCAAGGAUGGCUUCUAUAAUUUAGAAAGGGGGAAUAUUUUCGGAUGCACAAGUUGUCAAUGUAAUCCAGGAGGUUCUCUAAACAAUGUAUGUGACAAAAAUACAGGACAAUGUCCUUGCUUGCCUAGGAUUGAUGGGAAAACUUGUGAUCGUUCCAUAGGAAAUCACUACAUACCUUUGUUAAAUCACCUAAGAUUCGAAUUGGAGGAUGGACGAAAUCCAGAUGGUAAUACCAGAGUGAGAUAUGCUUAUGAUGACAAUGUUUUCCCCAAAUAUUCUUGGAGGGGAUACGCCAUCUUCUCCGAACUUCAGCCAAAAAUAAUUAUGGAUGUAUCAAGCAUACCCCACGGUUUGUAUCGCUUAGUGGCGCGUUACGUGAAUCGCAACGACUACCCCGUAUUCAUGGAUGUUUCCGUUCGCAAUAGAUUGGGGCACGACCAACAUACCUUUCCCCACUUUCCUCGAGAUCCCUUCUAUAACCCUCAUCAAUUUCAAAUCACGUCCCGAGAAUAUACGCCCUCCGUAAUCCAAACAAAUGAGAUUACAUUAGACCCCAACACGAUUAUUAUCGAUAAAGCACAUCAUGGCUACGUUUCAUCACCUCGUUUUGUUUACGCUCAAACUCCAACAUCUACUUCACCGAAUAGCAUGGCCACUAAAUACAAGAUUCAAGAUGUUGCCGCUUCUAAAUCUAAAUCGGCGGCCUCGUUUGUCAUAGAUUCAAAUACUAUAGAAGUCAUAUUUGAGUUGAAAAAUCAUAAAGAUUCAGCUUUCAUGGAUUAUUUCACUCUUAUUCCAUCGGAAUAUUACGAAGCGGGUAAGUUGCAAUAUCAAAUUGAAGAUGUUUGCAAAUUGGAAGGUUCCAACAAACAAUUGUGCAGACAAUACACUUACCCACCCUUGGAUUCCUCUGACUACCCAGAAAUCAAAAUAACAUACGGUGAUCAAUCUUUUCUGUUAGACAAAACAGCUUACUGGAGAAAUCUGGCUGAAAUGACUGGUGAUAUAAAGUUGAUCCAGGGACUCAAUCUCACUAACGAUAUGGUUAAAUUGGAUUCUUCUCAAACCGAAGUUUAUUUCGAUUUCAAGCUGGAACCAAACGACUACAAUUUUAUCAUAACUUAUUAUUCCCCCGGAGAAAAAACUCCCGAAAAUUUAGAAACGUCUAUUAUAAAUCCGCAAACAAAGGAAGAGGUGAGCGGGCACGUAAUCCUUAACAAUUGCCAUAAUAAAUUGAUAUGUCGUCAAGUAGUUUUGAACAACGAAGGAAAAAUUCUCACGUAUAGCGUGAGACCUUCUUCUCAUCAAGGGCCAAAUCAGGUAAACCCUCAAUUAACCGAAGGGAAUGUGCAGAUCGGGUUUCGAAUGCUUUUAGACCCCGAUUACAUCCAACACUCUGGAAGGAAGGGUUCAGAUUUAGCCUUAGCAUCUGUUGUCGCUAUUCCCUCCAAAUAUUGGAACAUUGAUUUGGUCAAACCAACUCUCCUGUCUAUCAAUAAUAACGAACACGAAAUUAUCAGCAACUACGAUCAAAUUGGAACUUUCCGAUACGGAAUCGAAGAUGUGGAUAAGAACAUAUCCUCCUUGAAUUCGAAAACUAUAAAUUCUGUUAAUUACACUAAAAUUGCUGCCAAAAUGAAUCACACGAUAAAUGUCCUUCUGCCAAAAGCGGGCGAUUAUGUGAUUAUUUUAAAAUAUUAUCAAAAUCGUUAUCCAAGUUUUUCGGUUGGCAUAGAUAUUCAAGGGAAUAAGACUAAAAUAUUGGGCACGUUUGAUCUUGAGUAUUGCCCUAACGAAGAUGGAUGCUAUGCUAUUUUUAAGGAUAAAACUUUGCAGCAUGUUUUUGGUCUCCCGGAAACUUUCAACUUAACUAUCUUCCACCAAAGUCCCUACCUAUUUUGGCUGAACAACAUAAUAUUCAUGCCCAGCGAUUUAUACCGUAACAGUUGGGUCAAUCAUCAGCCUAUCGACCAAACACAUCGAUUUAUAGAGGGAUGCGAAAAGGUUUUCUUGGAUGAGGAUACCCUUUCUCAGAACCCGUUCUGCAAGAAGGCCAUAUUUUCCCUUUCCACCGAUUUUAACUUAGGAGCCAAGCAAUGUAACUGCGAUAAUCAGGGGUCUAUAAGUUACAGUUGCAAUCCCGUAGGAGGUCAGUGCCAAUGCAAAGACAAUAUUAUAGGACGCACUUGUUUGAGAUGCAAAUCUGGCUAUUUCGGUUUUCCUAAUUGUCGAAAGUGUCCAUGUCCAUUUUCACUUUGUGACGAGGUCACGGGUAAAUGCUUAUGCCCACCCAGAGUCAAAGGGGUUAGAUGCGAUAAUUGCGAGCCCAAAACAUUUGGUUACGAUCCUAUCAUAGGCUGCGAACCUUGCGACUGUAAUCAAGCCGGAGUUUUAAACGCAGAAAAUUUGGACUGCGACCUCUUGACUGGCCAAUGCGGUUGUAGACCCAACGUUAUAAAUCGUAAUUGCAGUCAAUGCCAAGUGGGAACUUACGGGUUCCCUUAUUGUCAGAGCUGCAACUGUGAUUCUAGAGGGGUUACCGAGGAUUAUUGUGAUCAAUACACUUCCGCGUGCUAUUGCAAAGAAAAUACAGAAGGUCCUAGAUGUAGUAAAUGCAAACCAGGUACGUUUUUAUUGGAGGGUAUAAAUCCGAAAGGCUGCACGAAUUGCUUCUGCUUUGGCGUCACACAGAUUUGUGAAAAUUCUGAUCUUUAUUGGAAUGAUUUGGUGGUGUUGUAUGAUUGGAAGAUCGCAAAUGUAAGUGAAGACCUUUCAAUAUCUUCGUUGCGCGUUGACCCAAACCAGCGUACUCUGAUAAUAAAAGAUUUGUUGAAAUAUGCUAACCAGGAUGGUGUUUAUUUAUCCGCGCCAUCUCAAUAUUUAGGAAACAAGAUCAAAUCAUAUGGAGGAAUCUUGUCAUACGAAUUAUAUAUAAGAGCAGAUGACUCUUACAACAAUGUCAUAAUACACCCCACUCUCUUAUUGAAGGGUGCUAACAUGAGCAUCGCUCAUUACAGUGAUCAUCAGCCUAUACCUAAUGCCCCCUAUCACAUUAAAGUGAUAUUGAGUGAAAUGAUGUUCGAACAUAGUUAUGAAACGUCUCAUUUUCAGCACUAUAAUAAAAGACAAAUCUUUAAAACGGUAACGAGAGAGCAAAUGAUGGUAAUUUUGUCAUCACUCGAAGAAAUCCUUGUCCUGGUUCAUUAUUUUCCAAACAAUUUUGAAACUCAUUUCAAAAACCCCCUAAUGGAAAUCGCUCUUAGCUCAUCAAACCCAGGUUCAAUUCGGGAUGAGAACAGAUUAGCCUUAAGCGUAGAAAGAUGCAAGUGUCCUAUUAAUUAUGCCGGAACCUCCUGUGAAUUAUGCGGUCCUGGCUUUUACAGAAAAUCUACCAAUAUUUCGAAAGGCUUAGCCUCAUUGGUAAUAGGAGGCCUGUGCAUGCCUUGUCAAUGCAAUGGUCACUCGGAUGUUUGCGAAGAUGAGACUGGCAAGUGUUUAUCUUGUAAUCACCACACCACAGGCGAUAACUGUGAACUUUGUAAACCUAGUUACUAUGGAGACGCCACGAUGGGGACGCCUAAUGAUUGUCAUAUAUGUCCUUGCCCUUUGCCGCUUGUUUCCAAUAACUUUGCGACCUCUUGCGAAAUAAAGGAUGUAGGACAGCGUUAUACCGUGAUAACAUGCAAAUGCAAAGAUAACUAUGUGGGCAUGAAUUGUGAACGGUGUGCUCCGGGUUAUUUCGGCCAACCUUUCAAAGUAAACGAGAGCUGUAAACCCUGCCAAUGUAACCAAAACUUAGAUAUGUCGAAUCCCGAAGCGUGCGACUCUGUGAAUGGUGUUUGUUUGGUUUGCGGCAAAAAUACGGCCGGCCCAUCUUGCAAUUUAUGUUCCCCUGGUCAUUUCGGUAAUGCUAUCACCGGAAAAUGCGAAAGGUGUUCUUGUAAUAUGUGCGGUUCUAAUUGCGACACUUUGACGGGAAGAUGCGUUUGUCACGACAAAGUAGUGGGGCCACAAUGCGAUAAAUGCGCGCCUGGAUUUUAUGAUUUCGAUAGUUGCGUUGGCUGUAUGGCUUGUAAUUGUUCAUCAGGAGCGGUAUCACAUGAAUGCGAUCUCACAACUGGACAAUGUGAAUGCAAGCCCGGGACGACUGGAAAAUAUUGUGAAAAAUGCUUGAACGGAUUCUGGAAUUAUGGAUUGAAUGGAUGCACACCCUGUGAAUGUGCAUCUCUCGGGUCUGUUGGUAUACAAUGCGAUGCGAAAACCGGUCAAUGCAGUUGCUUAUCAGGUGUAACUGGAGAAAAAUGUGAUCAAUGUGAGGCGCGUCACAUAUUGAUGCCCAAUCAAGGAUGCCAGCCGUGCGAUAAUUGCGUGCACACUCUGCUGGAUGAUGUAGAGUUACAAGCUCGAAACCUGAAAGAAAUUAUGGCCGAUAUGAACGAAAUAUCGGAAGGAAUUUUUGCAACAAAAAGGCUUACACAAAUUAAUAACACUAUAAUGCAUUUGAGGCCACUCAUGCAAAAUAUAAUAGGAGGGGAUACAACAAUGUUUGGUCAAGAUGGCCAUAGCAUGGUGACGAAAAGAUUUCGCGAUAGUACCAAAGAAAAAUCGGUCGAUAAAAUAGACAUCGAUCCAGUGAAAGGGGCGUUGCUUAGCCUAAACGUUCAAUCACAAUAUAUUCAAGGAAAAGUUGAUAACUUAGAAAGUAAUUCUCAAAGCACCAAAGCUAAGUUACACAACCUCACCGAAGGAAUAAGAAAUACCGAAGAUCUCCUUUCCGAACUUCACAGAUCAAUAUAUAAUGCAAUUAUUAGGACAUCCAAUGUCGAAAAUGCCAUCAAACUCAAUAGAAUUCAGGGUAACACCGACGCAUUAUUAGAACAAGCUCAAAGAAUGUUUCAAUUUUUGGAUCAUAUUUCUUUUAAUUCCUCAGAACUCGAACUUCGCGAUGAGAUUGAUAAAGUCUAUGAAUUAUUGUACAAAGUUCAAUUUCUUGAAUUCGCUCCAAAACAACUUGAAGAAAGUAUAGUAUCUUUGAUGAAAGAAUUAGGACAAUCAAUGGAUAAGAUGCGGGAAAUUAUCAAUUUUAGUACUGAAUCCACUAAUACGACUAAGAGUGUUCAAGACAUACUCAUGCAAUUAAAUCCAUCAGAGAUCAAACAAUUAGUUGCUGAUGCAUCUUCAGAAAAAUUAGAAUUAGCGGAUGUUUUAAAAGAAGCUGCCAAAUUAUUAGUCGAAACGAAAUCGGCUUAUAUAAAUGCUUCGAAAAACAUUCAACAGUUGGAACAAAUCAUCAAAAUAUCGGAUACUAACAUCAAGAGGCUACAAAAAGAUUUUAUGUUGGAAAGCAACUCACAAACUCCUCCAAUCGAUCAAGGGAAUGCGGCGAGUAAAUAUUUUAAUUUCGAACCCGAAUUAUCUAAGAUCAAUGACCACACCCAGAAUCUCGAGAGAGAGGCCGAUAACCUUGUCAAAAUAUUCACACCUACACGAAAAGCAGCUGACCCAGCUAAAAAGGCCGCAACCGUUUACGAAACCAUAACCGAACUCAUCACCAACGCAUCCUGGAAGGCGAAUUCCGCGGAAAUAGAGGUUCAGUCAUCCGAAGCGUUUGGAAAGGAGGAGGAUCUCUUUUUCGGAAAUGGUAGUCGGCAAAUCUUUAUAAACAGUAGGGAGACAUUGGCUAGGGCUAGAGAAGCCAGCAAUAACGUUGAAUUUUCUUCCAGAGAUAAUAUAGUAGAACUGAAAACCGAGUUGGAGCAAAACGAAGAUAGAUUAUCCGAACUAGCACGUGAAACCGAAAUUUUGGAGGAAAAUCUUAAAAUUACAAUCGAAUCUCACAACAACCUUGAGAAUUUGGGGGAAGUCAAGAACGCCACUUAUGAACUGUCUAGAAUAUAUCAAGUUCUCCAUAAAACUGAUCAAAUUAGCGAUCGCUUUAAAAAUUUGUCCAGACACCUGAAUUUAACUAUGGAUAUGCUUAAAUCGACUCCAAGCUAUUUGACAUCCAAAGGGGGUGAAGAAAUGAUGGGGCAAAUACGGGACGUGGUAGACAUAUUGCCCAAAAUCGCCAAUAGUGCCUCUCUAUUAGAAAACAGGAUCAAGCAUAUGGAUCAAUCUAAUAGGGUUUUGGAGGAUGAGAUAGAUUCUUUAUUCAAAAUGAUCAGUCAAGCACGAGUGCAAGCCGAACAAAUCAAUCUAGGCGUGGCGACUACUGGAUCCCAAUAUAUUGUUUUGAAAAAUCCGGAACAUUUGACGGAAGCUACAUCCCAUACCAAUUUGGAAGGUUAUUUUAAAACAGGGGCUAAAAAUGGACUUCUUUUUUACGCUGGCUUACCAUAUUCUCCCCUAUCAAGUUCUCAGGAUUUUUUUGCUCUAUUGAUCGAAAACGGAUAUCCGAAAUUUUAUUUUGAUCUCGGUAAUGGACCGGCUGUAAUUACGAGCGGAAAAUAUGCUGCAGAUAAUCGUUGGCAUAAAUUUCAAGCAGAACGUGCUGGGACUAAAGGAAAACUGAUAAUAAAUUCUAAACCAACAUUAUCCAACGAGCAAAAGAAUAGACACAUAGCUGAUGAUAUUGAUAUCGCCCAAGGCUCGGCCAUGGGCCCCAACAAUAUUCUCAAUUUUGAUAACAAUAAUACCAAAAUAUAUGUCGCAGGCCUACCCCUCAAUGCAAAAUUGGCGGAUAUUUUAGGUAAUCCUAGAAAUUUUAAAGGAUGCUUGGAUUCUCUAAUGCUGAAUCGACAGUUAUUAAGUCUAUGGAAUUUCGCAGAAGCAAGUGAUGGUAUAAAAGCGUGUAAAGAACGCGAGGUGUGGUUUAACGAGGUCUACGAAUCGAAGUCCAUUUAUUCCCAUGCCAAUAAUUCAACUUAUCAUGUUUCGACUCAAAAAAUCGAUCAUCUUAGUAAGCCAAAAUCUUAUCAGCACGAACACGGAUUGGGCACUAGCAAAGCUUACAAUUUUGACGGGACCGAUUUCACAACUGUAUCGAAAGGAAAAUAUAAUCCCAUGAAUCGAAGUCAUUUAGGAUUGAGCUUUAAAAGCUUCUCUCCUAACGGACUAAUCUUAUACGCGAAGGGAUAUAACAAUUACCCGAAAGAUUAUUUAGCAAUCGAAAUGAACGACGGUUUGAUAUUAUACCAUUUCAACCUUGGUUCAGGAUCCACAGUUUUAGUAACAACAGUUAGGGUCGAUGAUGGUGAGUGGCAUACGCUAGAGGCCGAUCGUGACGGAAAAAUCGCGCUUUUGAAGUUGGAUGGAGAAGAGGUCGCUAAAACGGAAUCUCCCGGAUCGCACAAACAUUUACAGAUACAAGAGGACAUUUAUAUCGGAGGCGUGCCAGAUAGUCUCGCAUCCAGUUUGGGGUUGACUCAUAAAAAAUUUAAAGGUUGUUUAAUGAAUAUUCAGCUAGGAAAAAAUUACAUCGAUUUUGGGAAUAAACCCCAUCCCGGAGUUUCUCUCGGUUGUUCAUCUAUAAAUAGCGCAUUAGUUAACUUUCCACCUUAUUCGAAAGGUUAUAUCCAAUUACCGAUUGGAUACAUUAAUUAUUCGAUAAAAUUGAAUAUGAGAUUCAAAACUUUGAGCGAAAGUUCGUUGUUAGUGUUUUCCGCCAAUCAAGAUAGGAGCGACGUUUUUGCCCUCGUCAUAUUGAAUGGCAAUGUGGUACUAAUAAGUAAAAAUAAUCAGAAUACUUACACUCUAUCAACUUAUGAUGCGAAUAAAAGUUUCAACGACGGGCAGUGGCAUAAUUUAAACGCUAUCAAAAAUGAAACAAGUAUUAUGAUACAGAUAUCAUAUUUAGUCCGACUUAUAAUUUUAACGAAAUUAUUCGGGGAAUGGGGUCGAGAUAUCAAUCAACAAUUUGAUGGAGAAUGUUUACUCCCUUUGAAACCAGCUAAACUUUCUGCAUCAGAAAUAGAUGCUGAUACAGGAUUUAGUUUUCAAGAGCCUGGAAGUAGAUUAGAAUACGAUAGUCCUCCUGCUAAACACAAAUUUAGGCACGAAUUUUCGAUCAAAAUAAAAACCCAAGAACCUUCUGGAAUAAUAUUUUACGUUGCUAAUAACAACCAAAGGGAUUACAUAUACUUGGGAUUGGAUUCUGGACUCUUAGUCUAUGCUUUUAUUACUAAUAGUACACCUUGUAUUAUAAAAUCUCCCGUAGAGAGCAAACGACUAGAUGAUGACACCUGGCAUAGCAUAAUUUUCAAAAGGGAAGCAGGGAAAGGUGAGUUAAUAGUUGACAAGGAAUUGUCAGGUACAUGCAAAGCUGAAAAUGCGCCAAGAACAUUAAAUAUAAGUGCUCCAUAUUUUGUGGGUGGAAUACCUCAGUAUAUCGCUCAAACAGCUGACAUGUCGAUUAUCAAGCAAAACUAUAACUAUAAAGGUUGCAUAAAGCAAAUCAUGUUAAAUUCGAUACCAUUAGGUAUUCCAACGAGGCAAUAUAAUAUUGAUAAAUGUUAUGCCUUAGCCGAACCCGGUGUAUUCUUCCCAGGAAAGAAAUCCUAUGUUAUAAUCGAUGAUUUUUCGGUAGAAGAAAUCUUAAACAUCAAGGUCGAAAUAAAACCACGUAUUAUGACAGGGACCAUAUUUACCAUAACGUCCAUGGAAGGUCUCUAUAUGAAUUUGCAACUUGACCACGGUGAUUUGGUAUUUAGCUUUGAUAUGGGACACGGUCCCGUCAAGACUACAUUUCCUAAAUUGAAGAGCGACAUAAACAUUUGCGAUGGACGGUGGCAUUCUAUAGAAGCUAUAAAAGCCCAAAAUAUAGCGACUUUGAGUUUGGAUGGUAAGUUCGUUGAACCCACUGAAAAUUACCAAGAUCUAUUGAAAGUAUUAAAGGGGAAAUUGUACAUGGGAGCAGUGCCAGACGAUUAUAUGGGGAACCCUGGGCUUAAAAACAGAAAUUCUUAUGUAGGUUGCAUUAAAGAGAUAUCCUUCAAUGCUCAAGUUGUAAAUUUAUCGGAAAAAGAGAGGAAUGGAGAUAUUAGUUUGAAAUCAUGCCCUAUUACAUAA